Molecule: messenger RNA, 522 nt
Organism: Mollisia scopiformis
Lineage: Eukaryota; Fungi; Ascomycota; Leotiomycetes; Helotiales; Mollisiaceae
Exons: 1
Coding region: 1-522 (173 amino acids)
Source: RefSeq, a predicted model, not a curated record
AUGCACGCUUCUGCACCAGAUUUAAGUCCCAUCAACGAGGUCACCGAUACCUCUCUCCAGGAAUCAAUCCAAACUUCCAACCGUCUCUCUCAAGUCAUGGACUUCGAAAUCCAAGCUGGUACCGAACCGCUCUCCCUCCCCAACGACAUGCCAACAACGCCCCUCGACACCAAGCCCUCCUCCAACAAUACUCUCAUCACCUCCUCUUCCACCGAAUCAACCAUCACCCCUGGCAUGUCCGAAUACGAAAAGUCCGUCGUAGCAAAGCAAUCCAAAGAAAAAGCCGAAUCUGAAGCUUGGAUCAAGAGGUUCAUUGAAGCACAGCCAAACAAGAGGUUGUUGAGCUGCAACGAUUAUGAGUUCCAAAGUAAAGUGGCGGAUUUCAGAGUCAGGCAGGCUCUGACGAUGACUGUGGAGAGGGACCAGGCUGCUCGGGCUGCGGCUGAGGUUGCUAGUGGUAAGAAGCAGAAGAACCAGAGAGGAAAGGGUUUUAGAGGUUGGCUUAGAGCUGCAUUUGCUUGA